Molecule: messenger RNA, 1364 nt
Organism: Odontomachus brunneus
Lineage: Eukaryota; Metazoa; Arthropoda; Insecta; Hymenoptera; Formicidae
Gene: hoka
Exons: 4
Coding region: 382-669 (95 amino acids)
Source: RefSeq, a predicted model, not a curated record
UUGUCUAGUUAACAUUUGUGCUAGUUGGCUUGUCAGUGUGUUUGUAAACUUUAUCAGAGUUAGGAUCUAUUGAAUCUGUGUUACAGAUUUGUGCAAUGGCUGAUGUAAAAUUGUGAUGAUUUAAAUAAUAUAAGAUGUAGAAGAUGUCAUACCAUCAUGAGAUUUACGCAAUGGCUGAUGUGAGAAUUACGAUGAUUCGUGUUUAAAUCAUCUAGGACGUAGGAAAUGUUUCACACUAUAUAGCGAGGUAGAUAAGCCAUCGUUUCUUCGUUAUCUGCUUAUCAUGUAGGUGUGAUUCAGUGCGAGUUUCAUAGACGCCAUUUAGUUAAGUACAGAGCAGCCUGUUUCAUCUUCCACGGUGUAUCGUGAGAAUUUUUAAAAAUGUGCUCAAGAAGAUUUAUGUGUUAUUUGGCUAUCGGUUUACUUAUGAUGGGAAUAUUCCUGGAAGAAGUCGAAGCGAGACGCAAAAUUCUUAGAGGUCGAAAAACAAUAACGAGAUAUUAUUACAGAGGCACAGCCAUACCGGCCUGGGCAAUAGUGCUUUUGUCGGGCAUCGCUAUGCUGUUGCUGGGCGGUGGACUUUUUGUGCUGUUACAGAAAUUCGUGAUCGAUGCCGCGGACACCGGCGAGAGUCACUCCUAUCAGCCUACGUUGCAGAUCGAACAUUGAAUCUACUAUUAUUAUCAUAUGCCAUUUAAGACGAACGUAUCUAAUAUAUGAUACUAAAUAAUCAAAUUAAUAAUAUAUAAUAUAGAAUUAUAAAGUAGAGAAAAAACAUGCUUUUCUAGAAACACAAUGGAGUGUUCUCACUUUAUUUCAGCAUAAAUCAUCCUGAAUGUUCACAUAACUGCAUUUGUCUAAUUAAUCUUUUCAAUUUUACAAUAGAUAAAUAUCAAAUUGUACGAUAUACUGCGUUGUCCACAGUAUAUUAACAUUCAAGUGUGUCUAUUUUCAAAUUAUUUGUGAUCUUCAAAGCGGGAGAAGAGGAACGCGCUUUGUUCGCAAAUUUUAUGCAUCGUUUGGUAUUUUAUUAAAAUUUGUUGCAAUGGACAACAUACAGACAGACAGACAGACAGACACACACACACACAAAGCGUUUCUAGCUUGUGAAAUACAUAUAGAUACUAGCAAUUUCCCGCUUCGAAGCACGAUAUAUGUAACAGUAAAUAUGCACUAUACCGAAAAAAAACUUACCGAAACUUGCAAAGUGAAACUUUCAAAGUCAUAAUUCCGAAAUCUAUGGAAAUACCAUAAAAUAUAUAAAUAUAAUUGUAGCGUAUAUAUAAUAUAAAUGUAAUUGUAGUGAAAAGCUACAAUACCUUAAUCAAUACAUUUUCCCAAAUAUAUUCUAAAAGUACAUAAUA